AGAAGUGAGAGAUCAGAAGUUAUUAGCUUCCUACACUCGCUUCAAUGAUGUUGAUGCUGAUACGUAGUUUUUAGUUAGUGAAGCACAUCGGACAGGCACGAAUUAUAGAAGCAACUCUGAACAGUAAGAAACUGACCAUUGAGAUAAGCGUUCCAAAAAACCAAGAGCGAAAAUUUGAUUUUGAGUAGGGUGAACAGUUGUUCUGUGUUGGUUUUAGUGAGUCAAAUUUAUUUGCGGCACUUCGACUCCAAUGAUUAUUCGUGUUCAGUCACCAAAUGGUACAAAGAGGAUAGAGUUAUCAGAGUCUGAGACCUAUGAAAAGCUUUUAAACCUAGUUUGUGAGCAAUUCUGUAUCAGCAGAGAUGAUGGCUGGUGUCUUUCCCGUUCCCACGACCAAACAGAACGUCUUAGCUGCAAACAGAAUACAACCAUUUCAAAAACAGGUCUAAAGCAUGGUGACCUUCUUUUUCUUCUGGAUCACAUCAAAAACCAUGUAGAUGGAGUUACUAAGGAUGGUCAUGUUGGUGAUAACAAAACGAGUAUGCAGAAUGAUUUCAACUCUCAAGGCAGUCGUAAUUGGUCUUCUAGCGGACCAUCAGAGGAUAAGGUCGAUCAAGAAAUGGCAAAAAUGGAUGGCCGAAUUCACCGAAAAAGAAAUGAGCAGUUGUGUCGUCAUACUUUAUCCGGACAAUGUAUCCACUGUGUCCCCCUUGAACCUUUCGACUCUGCCUAUUUAGAGCAUUUAGAUCCACCAGUGAAGUUUAUGUCGUUUCAUGCAUAUGUGCGUAAAUUGACCGGUGGUCAGACAAGAGGCAAAUUUGCAUUCUUAGAGAAUCUAAGCUGCAGCAUACGUCUAGGUUGUCGAGAUCACCCUCCAUGGCCUGAUGGAAUUUGUACAAAAUGUCAGCCGAAUCCAGUUACUUUGGAAAUCCAACCUUAUCGUCAUGUGGAUUUUGUACAAUUUGAAAAUCCUCAGUUGAUGGAUUCAUUUUUAGACUUCUGGCGACAAACUAAUUGUCAGCGAAUCGGUAUUAUGCUUGGACGGUAUACUCACUUCGAUACACCUGGUUCACCACCAUUAGCGAUCAAAGCUGUGGUCUCAGCAAUUUAUGAACCAGCUCAAGAAUCUACACCUAGGUCAGUCAAAUUAACUUGUCCUCUCGAUAGUGUUCUUCCAAAACAUGUUCUGGAAGUUGCUAAGCUUCUCGGUCUACAACCAGUUGGAUGGAUUUUCACAGAUUUAGUAGCACAAGACUCCAAUAUCAAGGGUGUUGUAAAACAUUUUCGUGGUACUAUUGAUACCUUCUUUUUAAGUGCUGAGGAGUGUAUAACUGCUGCACAUUUUCAAAAUCUUCACCCGAAUAUAUGUCGUCUUAGCCCUGAUGGAUGUUUUGGCUCGAAAUUUGUAACGGUCGUUGUCACUGGUGACGCAUCAAAUGAUAUUCACUUUGAAGCAUAUCAAGUCAGUAACCAAGCUAUGGCACUAGAAAGAGAUAAAAUCUUAGUGCCGACGUACGAUGCACCCGAAUUGGGUUUUAUUCGAGAGACUACAAAGGAACAAUUUGUCCCAGAAGUGUUCUAUGCAACAAAGGAUAAAUAUGGUAAUCGUGUUACACGAGUAGCUCGUCCUUUACCGGUUGAAUUUUUACUUAUCAAUAUGCCGGCAGCCUUUCCAAUUGAACCAGUGUAUACAAUGGCUAAGUUGCCUGAUGAUUUUCCAGUUGAAUGCCGAUUUCCUAUUGAGAAUCGUGAAAAUCUAGGUCAAAUUCAGGAUAUUCCUAGUUUUGCUCGUGUAUUUCACAGAUUUGGGAUGAAUCAAAUUUAUACAUGUCUAGCUAAUUUUCACCUCCUUGCCUGGUUAGCUGGAAAUGAUACGCUUGGUUUGCAACUUUUUGACUCUGAAGGUAGAAUGAAUGAAGAUAGUCAUGGGAUAGCCGGUCUGUUAAAUGCAAUUGCUUCAAGUUGUUAUGGUCAAUCAUCUACACCAGUAAAUGAAUCUGAAACAGCUGUCAAGAAAUGGGCAAUUGAUUCACCGAUUUGGGCUACUGUACAGGAGUUAACUAAUGCAGUUGUCUCCGGUAAGUUGCGUUUCUUUGAAACAGAAACCUGGCUUGUAACAGGGUUCAAAUCAGUAGCCUUCCCAUCACCGAUAUAGUGCCCUACCAGCUUCACCGUGUCGCCCAACCCUAGCCAGCUUUUUGUUUCAACUUUAGUCAUCUCUUACUUUCAUUAUCUGCUGAUAACCAUCGCUUUAUUCAAGAUAUUUUGGAUACAGUUUGGAAUUCUGUCACAAAAAGAAGCAGUCAUGGAAAGUAAUAUGCAAAUAAAGUUUAUAUUUGGACAAAUAAGCAACCAACCUAUUAGAUAAAUUUUAUUGCCAAAAGAUAUCAACAUAGUCUGAUCCCAAGUUAAUGAGAAAUAAACUCUUGAUAUAAAUGUAAUUCAGCAACUAUGUGCACUGUGUAAUGAGCUACACCUAAUGUGUGUGUUAAUGAUGCUAAAUAGACCUAGAUCUCGGAGCUGAAACCAGAAUCAGCUGCUUUGUCAAAUAAAUGUUUUAGGACUAAAGUUUUCAACCUUGUUGUGGUGUUAACUAUUGUUCUUUCUUAUUGAUACCACACAGACAGUAUUAUUUACUGGAUGAUGUUUGGAGAGGAAUCUAUUACUCAUAGUUAUGUCAGGAUAAUCACAAUAGAGCUGUGUCUCGUUGGUCUAGAUAGCUGACUCCUAACUAGUGAGUUACGAGUUCGAACACUGCUCCAUUUGUCCACGUUUGGGCAGCCAGGUAGUAUCAUUUGCCUACUGCACAAACGUGCUGAGAGUUUCGAUUUUCCGAUGCAACUUUUUGGCUAAAUUUCCAUAUUUUUACUUUUCUAUCCUCAUUUGAUUAGUCUUAAAAUUUUUCACAUAUCCGAAAUUAGCUAGAGAGAGAUAAAUUUGUAACCGAAGCUUUGUUUAUCGAGUCAACAUCUGAUACAUGUAAUAAGAAUGAUGCAACACCAGUUCCGGAUAUUCGGAAGAUUUUACUGCCUGUGAAACUAACGAAUGAAAAGUAACAGAACUAAACCAGGUUAUGUACUUACCUUGAUAUGAUUGGGCAAUAAAUUGUGCUCAAGACGUCAUCAGUAAACAAGCAUUGUUUCACCGUGAUACAUAUAAGAGAACUAUAUUAAAAUUGUACUCUACCACAACGCCUAAAUUCUACUUUUCUGUUGAGUAGACUUGGAUCUCGACAGUUUGAUACCAAUCAACACGAAGACUGUAAUGCUUUUUGAUCAGGAAGAAAUAUAUAUUUAUAACUUGACCAAAGUUCAUAUUGGAUCGUAUUCGUUCAAUUCAGAGCUGCAAAGGGAUGAUUGCUCACGGGAUCCCAUAUUAUUUAAAGCCUUUUUCACUGCCUACAUUACUCCCCACCUUUUUUGUUACAUACGCUGGUCUAACUUUAUGUAUAGUUAGACAAUAUUAUCCACAAAGAAGUUGGUAAAGAACAGGGAAAGGCGUAUUAUGAUUAAAUCAUCGGACUGUUUUAUCUAUGCCGAGUAUAUCAUUAGUCCCUACAUCACAAACGUGAAUUAUGUAUGUACUAAAAUGUUCGCGGUUUAUUACCAUUUACACCAUUAGUUACGGGUUGAACGUCUAAGUGUAAAGAGCUAGCUAGAUUUUUUAAAAUUUAUCGUUAACCUUGUUAACUUUUCAAGUUGAGGUGAUGGAUUCAGUUUGGUUAACUGAAUAAAAGAAAAAACUUUUAUUUUAGUAUAUCCUAUGCAAUGAGUUGUUACAGGCAAUCACUCUUCUUUUUUUUUUUAACAGACAUACCACCUAGUCCACAAUUAUCUCAGCCCGGCUCUUACCGCUCUGCAAUUAGUAGCUCACCUGUUUCCGUCGACGUAGGAGCAACAUCCACGCUGAAAUCAAGUCGGUCUUUUCAGGGACUUGCAUCAAGCGCCACAGAUUCAAGACCUUCAGGACCCAACCACUGGGCGUGUUCACACUGUACUUUCCACAACAGUCCAGAUACUGAUGAGUGCGAAAUGUGCCGUCUACCUCGGCGUGGAUAAACUUCAGUUCAUGGCUGAGAAAAGACUACUGAAUUAUUCUACUUAGUAAAGCACCUAAAUUGAACUAUUUCUGGUUUACGUUUCCCUAAAGUUCUCAUUGUUUGGUUUUGAUCUUUAUCAAAAAUGAACACAAAACUGUAUGUGAACAAUAUCUUUGUUACAAAUACAGACUUUCAGUUUCCCAAGUGUGAAAAUAUUUAUUGGAAUCAGGACAUUUUGUAAAUUUAGGCUACCCCAUUUUCACAUCCUCUGUAGAUGCAUUUUCUUAGGUUAUCACGGUGAUGUAAUCAAUUGAAAACAAGACAUCUGUUCAAUAUGAAUGAGUCUCACUCUGUACACUUUAAAUACACUCGCAGUGUUAUCUUCAU
This is a messenger RNA of Heterobilharzia americana, 4426 nucleotides long. NCBI's taxonomy places the organism in Eukaryota, Metazoa, Platyhelminthes, Trematoda, Strigeidida, Schistosomatidae. The record is from the annotation of a GenBank genome assembly.